AUGAGUAGUAUCGAUGAACAGGAACGGAGACAUAGUAGUUCUUCUUCGUCCUCCAUAUCCCUUAGGCCAAGUGGAAUUUUGGAAAAAGAACCAGUAGUAGAUUCUGUGGAGGUGUCACCCUUUCCCGCUUUCGAAUGUUUCGCAUCACAUAUAUCUAGUUCAAACGGUAUCCAGAACUUCGAGAACUCGGUCCGGGUCGGCGACCGAAUAGUGGUGAAAGUGAAAAAGUUUGACGCAGCAGGAGCUUAUUUGAAAGCUAUUUGUUAUUACAAAAGAAUUAAACGUGAUCUAGAAUGGCUUGACUAUCAGCUCUUAGCUCCAUUGCAUGCCUUAAGUCGUCGACUUUCCAUAGGCGAGUACAGACUAGUCAAUGUAACGUCAGUCUCUCCCGUAAAAGUAGAACUGCUUGAGGUUCCUCCUUUAACUUUCAAUGAUCUCCCCGAAUACUUCAGGCUAGGAAGUGAAUUACCGAGUAAAUCAAACUUCUGGAAGUAUUGUCCCGCUAUGAAACAGUAUAAGAACCAUUAUAUUCCUAAUACAUUAGGAUUUCCCACGAAAUCAAAGCUAACAUUCCUACCAUUAGACAAUUUCGAAGAGGACUGUACGGAAACAGCUAGUCUCAUGAGGAAAUUCCAAGAUGAAGAGUUAGCAACAUACCAUGUAGUCCAAGGAGUUGAUUUAAUGAAGGAACCCAAUUAUGCUGCUGCUAUAUUCGAGUUCAAUAGAGCUAUACAAAUCUAUCCCAAGUGUACAGAUGCUUACGUAGCGAAAGGAGCCGCAUUAUCCAAUCAGAAGAAUUAUGAAGCUGCUGAAAAGGAGUUGGAAAAGGCGUUGGAAAUCAAUCCUGAUCAUGUGAACGCCAAAACAUACUUAGUUGAGACAUUGAUGAAAAUCGCUGCCAGUCAUACCGAAAAGAAAGAUGUGGAAAAAGCUCGAGCGUCCUAUGAGAAAGUUCUAACAAUAAAAGCUGACAAAAGAGCCAAAGAAGCUCUGGAUAGCCUAAAUAGGAAGAAAGACAGCCCAGAAGCUAAAAGAAGACGAUCAAGUGAGUCGUCGAAAAAGAAAAUUCUGACACCAGCCGAGAUCAAAGCAGCCAGAGAGCAGAGAGAGAAAGAGAAGAAGAAAUUGGAAGAGAUGGAAGCAUUCAUUGCCUCUUUAAAAAACGGGAAAUGA
Molecule: messenger RNA, 1173 nt
Organism: Auanema sp. JU1783
Lineage: Eukaryota; Metazoa; Nematoda; Chromadorea; Rhabditida; Rhabditidae
Source: the annotation of a GenBank genome assembly